GGCGGAGCCGAGCGCCGGGAGCCGCCGGGAGCCGCGGGAGCAGCGGAGCCGCAGCCGCCGCCGCGGCCGCAGGUGCUGAACCAUGGCGGUGUGGAUCCAGGCCCAGCAGCUCCAGGGCGAAGCCCUGCGGCAGAUGCAGGCGCUCUAUGGGCAGCACUUCCCCAUCGAGGUGCGGCAUUACCUGUCACAGUGGAUUGAGAGCCAGGCAUGGGACUCCAUCGACCUUGACAACCCCCAGGAGAAUGUGAAAGCAACCCAGCUUCUGGAGGGGCUGAUCCAGGAGCUGCAGAAGAAGGCAGACCACCAAGUGGGUGAGGACGGCUUCCUGCUGAAGAUCAAGCUGGGGCACUACGCCACGCAGCUGCAGAACACGUAUGACCGGUGCCCCAUGGAGCUGGUGCGCUGCAUCCGGCACAUCCUCUACCACGAGCAGCGGCUGGUGCGGGAGGCAAACAAUAGCCCUUCCCCAUCUGGCUCCCUGGUGGACGCCAUGUCCCAGAAGCACCUGCAGAUCAACCAGACCUUCGAGGAGCUGCGGCUCAUCACUCAGGACUCGGAGAAUGAGCUCAAAAAGCUGCAGCAGACACAGGAAUACUUCAUCAUCCAGUACCAGGAGAACAUGCGACUCCAAGCCCAGUUCUCCCAGCUCUCCCAGCUGGGCCCCCAGGAGCGCAUGUCACGGGAGACGACGCUGCAGCAGAAGAAGGCGUCGCUGGAGGCCUGGCUGCACCGUGAGGCCCAGACACUACAGCAGUUCCGUGUGGACCUGGCUGAGAAGCACCAGAAGACGCUGCAGCUGCUGCGCAAGCAGCAAACAACCAUCCUGGAUGACGAGCUGAUCCAGUGGAAGCGUCGGCAGCAGCUGGCAGGGAAUGGGGGCCCACCCGAAGGCACUUUGGAUGUGCUGCAGACCUGGUGUGAGAAGCUGGCAGAGAUCAUCUGGCAGAACCGGCAGCAGAUCCGCCGAGCUGAGCACCUGUGCCAGCAGCUGCCAAUCCCAGGCCCAGUGGAGGAGAUGCUGUCAGAGCUGAACGGAACCAUCACUGACAUCAUCUCUGCCCUGGUCACCAGCACCUUCAUCAUCGAGAAGCAGCCCCCCCAAGUGCUGAAGACACAGACCAAGUUUGCAGCCACUGUGAGGCUCCUGGUGGGUGGCAAGCUGAAUGUGCACAUGAACCCCCCCCAAGUGAAGGCCACCAUCAUCAGUGAGCAGCAAGCCAAGGCCCUGCUGAAGAACGAGAGCACCCGCAAUGAGAGCAGCGGGGAGAUCCUCAACAACUGCUGUGUGAUGGAGUAUCACCAGGCCACUGGGACACUCAGCGCCCACUUCCGCAACAUGUCCCUGAAGCGGAUCAAGCGCUCGGAUCGCCGCGGGGCUGAGUCAGUGACAGAGGAGAAAUUCACCAUCCUCUUUGAGUCGCAGUUCAGUGUCGGUGGGAACGAGCUGGUCUUCCAGGUGAAGACGCUGUCCCUGCCUGUGGUGGUGAUUGUGCAUGGGAGCCAGGACAACAAUGCCACGGCCACCGUGCUUUGGGACAAUGCCUUUGCUGAGCCCGGCCGCGUGCCCUUCGCUGUGCCCGACAAGGUGCAGUGGCCACAGCUCUGCGAGGCGCUCAACAUGAAGUUCAAGGCAGAGGUGCAGAGCAGCCGUGGGCUGACCAAGGAGAACCUGGUGUUCCUGGCACAAAAGCUCUUCAACAGCACCAGCUCCCACUUGGAGGACUAUAGCAGCACCACAGUGUCCUGGUCCCAGUUCAACCGGGAAAACCUGCCUGGGAGGAAUUACACCUUCUGGCAGUGGUUUGACGGGGUCAUGGAGGUGCUGAAGAAGCAUUUGAAGCCGCACUGGAAUGACGGGGCCAUCCUGGGCUUCGUCAACAAGCAGCAGGCGCACGACCUGCUCAUCAACAAGCCCGACGGGACCUUCCUCCUGCGCUUCAGCGACUCGGAGAUCGGUGGCAUCACCAUUGCCUGGAAGUUCGACUCCUCUGAGAGGAUGUUCUGGAACCUGAUGCCUUUCACCACCAGGGACUUCUCCAUCCGCUCCUUGGCUGACCGCCUCGGGGAUCUCAGUUACCUCAACUACGUGUUCCCCGACCGGCCCAAGGACGAGGUGUUCUCCAAGUACUACACGCCGGUUCUCUGUGAGUCCACGCCAGCUAAAGCUGUGGAUGGAUAUGUGAAGCCACAGAUCAAGCAAGUGGUGCCAGAGUUUGUCAAUGCAUCAGGAGAUUCUGCCCCUGGAGGGGCCACCUACAUGGACCAGGCCCCCUCGCCUGCCGUCUGCUCCCAGCCUCAUUACAACAUGUACACCCAGAACCCCGACCCUGUGCUGGACCCCGAGGGUGAUUUUGACCUGGAAGACACGAUGGAUGUGGCGAGGCACGUGGAGGAGCUGCUGCGGCGCCCCGUGGACAGUCAGUGGAUCCCCCACGCCCAGUCGUGACAGGCAGGCGCCU
Melozone crissalis (California towhee) is the source of this 2459-nucleotide messenger RNA. Its product is annotated as signal transducer and activator of transcription 5B. The record is from RefSeq and is a predicted model, not a curated record. The transcript is spliced from 19 exons. The coding region runs from base 83 to 2446 and encodes 787 amino acids. Gene Ontology annotation, biological process: defense response; cytokine-mediated signaling pathway; cell surface receptor signaling pathway via JAK-STAT. Gene Ontology annotation, molecular function: RNA polymerase II cis-regulatory region sequence-specific DNA binding; DNA-binding transcription factor activity, RNA polymerase II-specific. Lineage: Eukaryota; Metazoa; Chordata; Aves; Passeriformes; Passerellidae.